Messenger RNA from Bradysia coprophila, 1453 nucleotides. RefSeq lists its product as uncharacterized. Lineage: Eukaryota; Metazoa; Arthropoda; Insecta; Diptera; Sciaridae. The record is from RefSeq and is a predicted model, not a curated record.
CAUUGACGAUGUUUGUUCAGAGUGUAGACCAUUAUUGUGCCACAAACUUUGCAGUUCAAUCAAUCUUCAUAAAACUAAGAAAGUGAAGUUUUGUAAGUCGACAAAAUCAACGGAUCGUUAAAAAUGGGAGUACAAAAACUAAUCGUUGCAAGUGAUGAUCAAGAAGUAGUAAUCCAGUUCGAUAUUACUGGCAAAUUGGCCGACUUACGGAAAACUUUGAUCGACCUAAAUCACAUUUCUGAUGAUGACGAAAAGCAGCCUUGGCGUUUCGUAAAAGUAGAGGAUGGUAAAGCAACUGAACCAACUGACAAGAUGUUCGAGAUAUACAUUCCAGUCAAUGAUUAUAUCUACGACACCAACAAAAUACGUAUAACCAAUCUCAAGAAAGAUCUUCAAGUAUUCGCAGACUCUGCUAAGGAAAAGGUCAAAUUCGAUGUUACGAAUACCCUUGCUGAGCUACGAAAAGUUUUGAUCGAACGAAAGUUCAUUAUCGACGAUACUGAAGGUACCGGUUGGCGAUUCUUAUCACCGACAUUCGAUCCGGAGAAAGGUACCGUGAAUGACGCAAUUAUCACAAUGGAUGGAAGUGAAAAGACGACGAAGGUAAAAGAUUUUCUCUAUGGCAGCAGCAAAGUACGCAUGGUCGAUAUUAAGCGUAAGAUCCAGCCCGAUCUAAUUGGUGUUAGUUCGGACUAUUUCAACGAUGGAGACAUUGACGUUAUAGUUUCACGGAAUGACGGUAUUUCAAAGGACAAGUUCCAACCAAUAAUGAUGACACAUGUAAGACCGGCCAGAGAAGAUGGUGUGGUUACGGAUUUCUCUAACGUAGUUCUGUGCGAAAAGGGAACAUCAAUAGGCAUCCGUGUGGAAACUCGGCGCCAUAAAGGAAUGAUGUUCAGUAUAAAACCGGAAGAAGGAGAUGAUAUUGUUUCCUGGGUAAUUUGUCCAUAUAGAGGACUAACAAUAUCAGCGUAUGACAACCACGACGCUAUUAUAAUUGUUUCGGCUAAGGACGUGGGCAUUCCAACCAGAGAAAAACUGGGCCAUCGUCGCUUGACGGUUUUAGUUUGGAAACUUACUUCGUUCAUUCAGGAUGGGAAAAAAGUGUACUUCGAUGAGGAAGUGAAACCAAUGAGUAUGUCGCUUCGGAGUGGUGGAAAGGGCGCUACUAUGUCGGUUUUGCGUGGCGGCGGCGGGGUUGAUCCUAUCGACGGUAAGGAUAUAGAAGACGCGACUUUUGAGAGGGGAGAGAAAAUAGAGUAUCACCCUGGUGGCGUAUAUGAUGUUGUGGAAGAUCCUAAGGUGAUUUACGGUAAGAUUGACAUUGAUUUUUUCGUAUUUAAAUCGAGAGAAGCUGCACAAAAUAUGGUUGAAAUGAGAAUUAAUCCGAUCUAUUCAUAAAACAAAAACGAAAAUUUCAAAUGCUUGAAAGAUCAAUAAAAGAAAGUUUUUG